Molecule: messenger RNA, 7021 nt
Organism: Clarias gariepinus (North African catfish)
Lineage: Eukaryota; Metazoa; Chordata; Actinopteri; Siluriformes; Clariidae
Product: glycerol-3-phosphate acyltransferase 4-like
Exons: 13
Coding region: 445-1851 (468 amino acids)
Biological process (GO): triglyceride biosynthetic process
Cellular component (GO): endoplasmic reticulum
Molecular function (GO): glycerol-3-phosphate O-acyltransferase activity
Source: RefSeq, a predicted model, not a curated record
CCAGUCUGCGUGAAGCCGGUGGCGGUCAUGUCCAGCGGAAUAAUAAACUAUAGGGAAACUGGACAAAGCUGAGCGACUGACAUCUGAGCCGCCGGGUUGAAGAAACGACUGGAUGAAGCUGCUCUCAGCUUUAUUUAUCGACAAAAAAAUAAAGAACUUCUACACAAUGGAACGAGUUCAGAGUAAUCAAAUCUGCGCACAAAAACCCCCCAAUAGCUUUCGAUCACAAGACGACGAGCCCCGUGUUGACUUUAGGGCUAUUUUUGGUGACAGGAGAAGCUGAGACGACGUAGUCGGAGAAGAAGACACGGUUAUAGACCUCUAUCCUUAGACAGCAAGACUCCCAUUUUAGCCUGAGCAUGGUCUGGAGCUCUGGGUCCUGAAACUGAAACUUUCUGAAACUUUCCCUUUUCUAAAGAAGGAUUUAUAAGCCGGGUCACAGUAAUGGGUCCGUUUGCGUCUCCUUUUGAUAACUUGCUGUGCAUGUUGCUGGGCAUCUCCUUCACCGUGUGGUUCACUCUGCUGCUGGUGUUCAUCAUCGUGCCGGCUAUAUUCGGGUUGUCCUUCGGGAUCCGGCGGCUCUACAUGAACGGCCUGCUCAAAGUGUUCGGGUGGGCCACAAGGAGAAUCGAGAGAGGAGCCAAGGAGAAAAAUCAUCUCGUGUAUAAGCCCUAUACAAAUGGCAUAAUAGCCAAAGAGCCCACUUCGCUAGAGGAGGAGCUUAAAGAAAUCCGACGUGUUGGCAAUGGCAGGGACCUUAAUGGCUCCAUCUCUUCUCCCAUUGGCUCCUCCUAUUCCUCCUCAGAGUUUGCUGUUUCGGACAUCUUUCAUUUUUGCCGGCGUGGAGUCGAGAGUAUCGUGGAUGAUGAAGUGACCAAGUGCUUCACAGCCGAAGAGCUGGAGUCCUGGAACCUGCUGACGCGCAGCAACUACAACUUCAGACACAUCAGUACACGGCUUACAGCGCUCUGGGGACUCGGGCUGAUCAUCCGCUACUGUAUCCUGCUGCCUCUCAGGUUGACACUCGCCAUCACAGGCGUGACUCUGUUGGUGGUUCUCACCACCAUAAUCGGAUUUCUACCCAAUGGAAGGAUGAAGAAUUUUCUCAGUGAAAAAGUGCAUUUGAUGUGUUACCGAGUUUGUGUGAGAGCACUUACCGCAAUCAUCACAUAUCAUCACAGUGAGAAUAAGCCUAAAAAUGGAGGAAUCUGUGUCGCCAAUCACACGUCACCCAUCGAUGUCCUCAUACUAGCCAGUGACGGCUGUUAUGCAAUGGUGGGACAGAUUCAUGGAGGUCUGAUGGGACUCAUUCAGAAGUCCAUGGUGAAGGCUUGUCCACACAUCUGGUUUGAAAGAUCUGAAGUCAAGGACCGCCAUCUUGUGGCCAAAAGGUUGAGCGAUCACGUCGAGGACAAAAGCAAACUUCCAAUCCUCAUUUUUCCCGAAGGUACCUGCAUCAACAACACAUCUGUGAUGAUGUUUAAGAAGGGAAGCUUCGAAAUCGCUUCAACUAUCUACCCAGUGGCCAUCAAGUAUGAUCCUCGCUUCGGAGACGCCUUCUGGAACAGCAGCAAAUUCGGCAUGGUGACGUAUCUCCUCCACAUGAUGAGCAGCUGGGCCAUAGUGUGCAGCGUCUGGUACCUCCCGCCCAUGAGCCGACAGAAAGACGAGGACGCCGUGCAGUUCGCUAACCGGGUCAAAGCAGCUAUCGCAAGACAGGGUGGCCUGGUGGACCUGCUGUGGGACGGUGGCUUAAAGCGCAGUAAAGUCAAAGACACCUUUAAAGAAGAGCAACAAAAAAUGUACAGCAAGAUCUUGGUGGGGACGCACGAAGACCGUAGUCGCUCCUGAGGAACGGAAGAUGAAAUUGGAUUGUUCAAUCUUUCAAAAGAAAAAAACUAAACAUCAGGAGUGCACCGUAAGCCAUGUCUUGUGUCUGUUGGUGGUAGAAGAGGGUUGAUUUCCAGAAGUCAGUUCAAACAUGACGCUACGGCAUCAUUUACUAACAUGACCACUUUGUGAGGUCUCUAAACGGACACUUUGCUGUUAACACUCUCGAAAAACAUCAGUGUAACAGAAACACAUUGUGGGAUUUUGUGAAUUUGUUUUUAUCACAUUAUCAUUAUUUAUCACCUAUUUAUAUUAUAUUUUUACUUAUGUUACAAUCAGUUUUUUUUUCCUUUUUACCUUAUCUCGGCUUUGUUAAUGCAUUGGGUCCUGUAAAUAUUUACAGGGAAAAAAAAAAAACAUGAAGAAGUUCUAGUGUAUAGCUAAUGCGAGUUUGCGGUUACGUUUAUAACGAUACCACAGCGCUGCCGGAUUCUCGAAUCAGAUUGGUCGAAAAAAGAAACGAGUGAUUUUAUUUUCUCCAACAGCAGCGCUGAUAUUAGUUUCAGCUCCAAGUCGAAUAACAGGUUUACUGUAUAUUAAUGUGUUUGUUUAAGUCAAUUGUACAUUCAUUUGGCUCUGUCCCAUCGGAAAAUGUCCCACGUCAGAAUCACACCAUCAGAUGUGUCUAAUUUUCUUUUUGUUAGUCCGUGAACAUUGAAACUGAUCGAUUUGUGAAGUAAACUCCUCAUCGUUCUUUCUGAUAUGCUUUUUCGCACGCUUGAUCCACCUAAUCUUCAUCUUUGUUUUUAGUGUGAGAAAAAUACUAGUUUUAUUAUGUGCUUACUGGAAAAAGCAAUAUACUUUUACAUAUCUGAUCAUUAGAAUUAGCAGUAAGUAGAUUGCCAGGAAACGGCCUCCUUUUCAUUCUUUGUGGUCUUUUAGUACCAUGGCAACCGCUCAUAAACAACAACAACAGCAGCAGCUCAAUAUGAUAUAAUAAGAUAAAACUUACUGUGCAUAAUUCUUGAGCCCUCGCUCAAUUCUUUAUAUUAAAUGAAAUUAAAUAAUGUAGAUGAAAUGAAAGAAUUUUUUUUUACUGUGACAGGAUGCAAAGUGCCUAAAGAUACAUAAACAAAUGGGUUGUUUAUGUACAGUAACAACCUCAUUUCCCCUCUCAUCUGUUCCAACCAGUCACCAGCCUGGUCAUCUCUCAUAAUCUGCAUCUGUUUCUUACUGGUUCAUGCCAUGGCUGGCAAGCAAAUGAGGUACUCAAAGACUGAGAGUUGCACUGCUAAGCUCAGAUUAGCAUGACAGAUCAACUGGAGAAAUGCACUGCAAGCUAGCAUACCAGCGUACCUUUACUUUUACUCAUUCACUUUAAACUUAGAGAGAAAGGAACAUAAGCGGAUGUGAUUGCUGGUCCGGCAGUUCUCUUUUUAUGGGUUUUGUAUUAUUCCUAGGUUCACGACCAGAAAGAUUGUUCCAUUUCCCUCUCUCAUGGAGUAGGUUAACAUUGCUUUGACAUGCUGGUGAGGAGGGACAAUUUUUGUUGUAGUAUUGGAACAAUUUUGCAAGUGCAAGUAGCAAAGCGCGCUCUUGGGUCUUGGUAUCAGUAUUAGUAUCAGUAGUAUCAGUAAGUUAGAACGCGUACCCAGUGACUUGUAUGAUCCACAUACCAUAUAGUGCUGUAUAGCUGCUAUAACUUGUUUCGCAAGACGUUGCGCAACAUUUAAACGCAACUGCACGCAAGGUUCUCGUGUAAUUCUUAUUGAACACGUCAGGAUGUGCUGUCAUAGGAAAAAACCCCUGUAGCCGGUUCCUUAUAGCAUUCGGUUUCUCACUUAGAAAAACAAACAAAUGCAGCAUAUAAACAAUACUUCAAAUACAAGAGUUUAACAUUUAACUGAGCAGCGAGUAUCUAUGUUCUCUGCAUGAAUUAUUAUGAAAUGAAACAUAUAGUAAUUCACUCCUCUUGCCCGGGAUGUAAAUGUGUAAAUAGUACAGAGUGUACCUCCUAUAGGAUUAUAAAGAAACAGCGAUGUUUUACCUCCUCAAAUGCCUCCAACAGGUUGAGUGGCUUGGGGCACGCUUCGAACGCACACGAUUUUUGACAAAUUAGCCCCACAGUGUUUUAAGACUUGUUUAAGCGUGUGUAAUAAGUUAGUUUUAUUAUAUAUAUAUUUUAAUCUAUUUUAGAGUCAGUGUGGCGAUAUGUAAAUCGCCACAAAAAGGAAAUCACUAUUCAGGACUAAAUCGAUUUUUUCCCCCACCUCUGUUCAUUAACCCCAGUUACUCUGUACCUUGUAAUGUUAUUUGUGGCUCUUUAACUAACUUAAUUAAUUACCUUAUUGCGGGAUGUUGUCAGUGUAUUGCAGGAAUAUAAACAUGUAUGACUGGAUUAUGACCAGUCCAGUUCAGUUCAGUUCAAUUUUGAGCUAAAAACUAUUUUUAUGCUUUUUAUAUCACAGUCCGAAAUAUUAUAGUUUAGUGAUAAUAAUAAUAGUAGCCUAGCUCAAGGCUAAUAGUUGCAUCAUACUGUACAUGUUUGAGAUCCAUCAUUUUGUUAACAAAACUCAAUCAUUUCUCAACCUACAGUAAUCUCUAUCUAUUGCAUCUGCAGCAAAUGAGUAAGUACAGUCCAAGGGACAACGGCUUCCCACGUAUCGGCUGCACACUUUCCUGUACAGGAAUUAAAAUCGCAGACUUGGCAACUAAGUCCAAAUCCUACACCCUACAUAUUUACUCAGGGAAGGUUACUCGUAUUUGAAUAGAUUACACACAUGCUUAAGUGGAUUUUCUGUAAACCCCACACAGAUUAUAUAAAUAACCUGUUAGUCAUUCACACCUCUGAGUUUGCCAGAUUCUUUGAAACAUCAGCAUUUGUCUUUGGGAUAACUGAAUUGUCUUCUGAUAGUAAUUAUCAUAUUGAUAAUCACUCGUUCAAUUAAACAAUAAUGUUUGGUUUAUAAAAGCACUUGAUCCAGCACUUGAUCCAGCACUUGAUCCAGCGCAUACUAUCUUUUGCACCUUAAAAAAAUAUAUUUUAAUAUUGUGCGCUGAUACCCCAACUGUCUGAGUAGCACUUAAUUCUGUAGUUGCGUCUAAGGUUUAAAUACCUGUGUGCAUAAAUCUGUUAUUUAUGUAACUCAUCUAAAUAGGACACAAAUCUUUGUAUUUUUUUUCAAAAAGAUGAGUUUGUAGCUCACACUAGCUUUAUAGAGAACCUCAGCUGGAGCACAAAAGCACCCCGUUGGUAAGAUAAAUAAUAGAAAACCUUUAAUAAAGCAUGAGGGGCAUUCAGGUCAAACCGGGACUUUUGAGUAUACAGAAUAAGUGAACACUAUUAUUUCUCUAUAUAAUUCCCUGCUACACUAAUGCACUUAUCCCAGGGUUUCACUAGUGCUUGGACACCAUCAGGGUACAAUAGGAAGUUUUCUCAGUAUGCCGAAGCCAUGAUCCUGGUUUGAAUUUUUGCAGGACAAUGCAUGACCUCAUACUGCCCACAGCACCACUUGCACAGGAACUCGGCUAGGAGUUAUCGCUCCAGGGCAUUUCCACAUGUUUGGGCUAUUAAAGGAGUUCUUGGGAGGCCAGCGUUUUGGAUGUGAAGCAGGCAGUCCGAUCAUGACACUAGUGAAAUGUUGGCACGAGUGCAUUAGUGUUGCAGGGGAUUAUAUAGAGAAAUAAAGGGUAGAUCUUAAAUGACAGUGUUAUUCUGCACAAUCAAAAGUUUUGAUCGAACGUCCGUUGUAGUGCUGUCUAAAUGCUCGUUUGCAAACUGUAAUAAUGCCUUUUCCCACCUUGAGUUAAAACAAUGGACACUCUUUAUGAAAGGGUGUUUUUUGUUUGCCCUGUACUUUAGCUCGCAGCACAGCACCAAUAGCAGACAAUAAUAAGAAGCAUUACUGAGUAGCAGCUACAGUAGUAGUAACAAGCUGGCCGGCUAACAUUAGUGAUAGCUCUAACGUUGAUGAUUAACUUUUCGUAACAGCAAUUUGUUAUAAUGGUAUAAACUAAUUUCAAAUUAGAGAAGAGACGCUUUGGAUGGUUAACAGUAUUAUUCAUUUUAGAUCACUUUGCAAACAGGGAAGGAACUGGUAGUGGCGGUUGAGUUGAGGGGGGUGUUUUCAGUGCCGCUGACUAGUUGUAUGGUAGGAGGGGAAUUACACUUCGCCUCAAACACAGCAGAAGAAACUGGAGUUACUUAUUACUGUAGUGCUCAAGUGUUUAAAAGCAUGACUUUGUCAUAUUUGCCUCAUUCUGUUUCAGCUGUAAUUGCAUUGUUUUUCAGAUGCCAAACUUUUUUUAUUGUAAUUAGAAAUACAAUACUGAUGCACUGGGUAAACCUAAGAUUACACAAAUUACACCAAGUAAGACUGUAUACAACCCUGGUUUUAUGGUACCCUAUCAAUAAAGGGCUUGGCAGCAAGUUCAACGAGGCACACAUCCUUUUUUUCAGAUCUUCAAAAGUCCUACAAGACUUUAAAAUGGUCAUUUGGUUCUGAGUAUCAUGUACUGCAUACGAGUGUGGUGUGUGCAGGCUUGUUAAAAUAACUCCCGAGCCUCUGAGAUGGCAUGAACUCACACAAGUUGGCACUUUAAUGGGUCCAGACAUUGUUUGACAUCUACUUACAUAUCUACUGUAGCUUCGAGCUAAACCGUGCCAAAUUUUUCCUAUGAUAUGGACCCUUGAUUUAAAGUACACCUGUGAGUGAAGUCUUAAUUACAGGAACCAGUAUAGAGAUUAUAGCUUUAUGAAGAGGAUAGGAUGAAGAUCUCAGGGAAGCACCAUGUGGAGAGAUCUGGUGAUCCUCUGAGUCGGGCUAAUUUUAAGAAUACUUGUGUACAUUGAAACUGUGCUUCUUAAUUCUAAGAGUAGAAGAGUAGCAUCCAAUGUAGUGGACAUGCUUUUAGGUAGAUGGCUUGUGUAGGAUGCCCAAGUCAACUUCCUACUGCAAUCAUGCCAUUGUAUGUUGACUUUGUCCUUGUGUACAUUGUGGGUGAGGGUGUAUUCUUGGCUUGACUGCAUCAUUUGCAUUAGUGCUGCCAGUGACUUGACUGCUGCCAGGCUAAAUCCUUCUCUAUCAUCAGGUCAACUGUUAAAUCUCUACCACUCAUUCCUCCUUCUCUAAAAAAAAAAACAGUACUUCUGUCAUGUCUAUGAAUGAAAUUAUUCAAUAAAAGAAAUACA